GGUCGUUGCUUGGUUGCGAUUCAAUUGUAUGGCCCGUGCGCAUAUUCGUUGAUUUUUGCAACCGUCACGAACUUGACUCCAAUGGCACAAGAAAAGGCAAACGUUGUACCGGGGCCUCUCUCAAAGGCUGUAAAGUCUAACAAGAAAGCCGCCCCCGCUUUCGUCAAGUAUUAUCUAUUCGCAUACAACGUCCUAUCUACAAUAGGCUGGGCUUAUAUUCUCAUUUUCACUAUCAUCCACGUUUUUGACCUGGACGGAAAAUCUACCUCGAUUACCUCUUCUUCUUCCACCGCGUCUUCCACCCUAGGUCGACUGUUUUCCUCAAUUCCCUUCAUAAAGUCCACCCAAAAGUUCAAUACGGUCGGUGGACUAGAGGCUCGUUUGCACCCUCUAUUGGUACCCGUCUACCGCCGUGCUGCGACAACGUUUGGACGUAUAGGUGUCACCACAGCCUGGGUCCAAAGUUGCGCGCUGCUGGAAGUCGUACAUGUAUUGUUGGGCUGGGUGCGCAGUCCAUUGCAGACUACUGCUAUGCAAGUAUCGAGUAGGCUAUUUUUGGUUUGGGGAAUCGUUGAGCAAUUUGCUUCUGUCCGCUCGAACCCUCUAUAUACAUCGAUGGUUUUUGCGUGGUCACUCACCGAGGUCAUACGUUACUCUUUUUAUGCCUGCAACCUACUCGGUUAUGAACCAUCUGAGCUCCUUUACCUCCGAUAUACUACUUUCUAUGUCCUAUAUCCACUAGGCGCAUCUUCGGAGGCAUUUUUGAUCUAUGCUACACUUCCAUCAACAUCUCCAAUCCCGAGCUGGUCUUCUUGGAUAAUGGGCAUGUGGACACCAACCGAUUACAUUCGCGCAACUCUAUUCUUGAUCUGGUGGCCAGGUCUAUAUAUUAUGUACACCCAUAUGGUAAAACAAAGGCGUAAGGUAUUUGGUUCAGGGAGAACCUCGACAGCUAAGAAAACGGAUUGAGUACUGUACAAGAUAAUGGAGUAUCUCAUAUCUAUAUUAUCUACUGGUUGUUUACACUAGGAGCGAACCCAACUCGACCACCGUUAGAGUAAUCAUACACAGAAUACCCUGGGUCGGAGCGAUUAGUUAGUCAUUAUUUAAUUUUAGGCAUCGACUGUUACGCUCACAGGAUUUCAAGAAUUCAUCACCUAGAAUGCGU
This is a messenger RNA of Lentinula edodes (shiitake mushroom), 1168 nucleotides long. RefSeq names its product PTPLA-domain-containing protein. Lineage: Eukaryota; Fungi; Basidiomycota; Agaricomycetes; Agaricales; Omphalotaceae. Gene Ontology annotation, biological process: very long-chain fatty acid biosynthetic process; sphingolipid biosynthetic process; fatty acid elongation. Gene Ontology annotation, molecular function: 3-hydroxyacyl-CoA dehydratase activity. Gene Ontology annotation, cellular component: endoplasmic reticulum membrane. The coding region runs from base 82 to 969 and encodes 295 amino acids. The record is from RefSeq and is a predicted model, not a curated record. The transcript has 4 exons.